UGGUUGGCCGUCAACAUGGCUGUUCCAAACCCUACACGGUGUGUGUACGUGUAUGACGUUCCAACAACCGCUGCACCAAUCCCACUCCAUCAUCAAUUGUACGCUUCUUGGGAUGGUGCAUCCCAAGCAGCUCGAGACCAUGUAUUUGGUCAAGCUGAGGGAGCUGGCCUUACCCCAACACCCGUGAGCAUGCCUCAUGGCUUCUCCCUUCGCACUCAGCUGACGAACAGCCAGUUUCCCAACGCAAGUGCCCGACCUCAGCCCUUUCCUUUCAACGUUCACGCCAGGUUUGAUCCACAACACAUCUCUGGCCAGCUGUUUUGGGGAACUGAGGCAGCAGCAGUCACAUUUCACGGAACGGAGCAAAAGCCAAAGCACAGGAAGAAGGACAAGAAGAAAAGAAGCAAAAAGAAAACUGUCAAGUGGUGUCGAACCGAAGACGGCGCUCACAUCCAAGCUUCAGGUGCCAAAGUGCUCUUAUUCUUCGCACUCACCGGCAAUAUGAGCAAGGCUGUGUACUCCGCCAUGUAUCGGUGGAAUGUCCAGUACCCAAACAAUCGCUGGGAAAGCUCAAGCUGCACAGGAUCUUACGUCCUUCAGCAGAUGCCUCGUGGGGCGACCACUCGAGAGAUCUCAGACGGUACACUGCGCUCUUUGCGUGACGAAGGAUGCUAUGGACGCGGUGGAUACUUGGGCUUUCUCAACGUCCAGAAUUACCAGCAGUGUCCGUAGUUGCCUGAAGUGAAGUGAGGAUGUGGUUGAUGAUGUGAUUGUUUGUUGUUGUUUCUUUGGUUUGUGUUCUUCGCGCCUGUUCGUGAAGCUCAACCUGCCGUUCCUUAAACUUUGUUGGAUGCGAGUUUGUGAAAUGAUACCUUGAAGUUUUUGGUUAGUAGUGGAGUGGCUGUGUGUUUGUUGGACUUUGGGAAAGGUCUUGCUGUUGACUCUGUGGGAGACGUUGUCGCAGAUAAAGAAGACAAGGUGAUAA
Salpingoeca rosetta is the source of this 985-nucleotide messenger RNA. RefSeq lists its product as uncharacterized. The coding region runs from base 16 to 732 and encodes 238 amino acids. The record is from RefSeq and is a predicted model, not a curated record. The transcript has 2 exons. NCBI's taxonomy places the organism in Eukaryota, Choanoflagellata, Craspedida, Salpingoecidae.